UUUCUGUGAAUCCACUAAUGUCAAACGCUUUGUUUUGAUGUCAAACUUAAAAAUAUAUCCUGCUUUAACAUUUUUACUUUAAUAUUUCAGUAUAAAAAAUAUUUAUAAGUUUGUAAACCAUGUCUAAUAAUAUUAAUCCUUUAGCUGGAACUGCUCAUUUGCUGGACGAACUGGAUAAGAAAUUAAUGGUGUUACUGCGUGAUGGAAGGACCUUGAUCGGAUACUUACGCUGCGUGGACCAGUUCGCAAACUUAGUUUUACAUAAAACCAUAGAGAGGAUUCAUGUGGGUCGUGAAUACGGGGAUAUCCCGCGGGGAAUAUUCAUUGUUAGGGGGGAGACUGUUGUACUUUUAGGGGAAAUAGAUAAAGAGAAAGAAGAAAAUCUUCCAUUAACAGAAGUCUCUGUAGAUGACAUUCUAGAUGCUCAACGGCGAGAACAAGAUACAAAGACGGAACCAAAAUUAUUGUCAAAAGCUCUUAAAGACCGGGGCCUUAACUUGAUAGCUGACUUAGGCCAUGAUGAUAUGUUCUAAUCUCAUAUUCCUUAUCCAUAUAUAU
Messenger RNA from Danaus plexippus (monarch butterfly), 558 nucleotides. It is a transcript of the gene LSm1, whose product is annotated as U6 snRNA-associated Sm-like protein LSm1. Gene Ontology annotation, molecular function: RNA cap binding. Lineage: Eukaryota; Metazoa; Arthropoda; Insecta; Lepidoptera; Nymphalidae. Gene Ontology annotation, biological process: deadenylation-dependent decapping of nuclear-transcribed mRNA. Gene Ontology annotation, cellular component: Lsm1-7-Pat1 complex; P-body. The record is from RefSeq and is a predicted model, not a curated record.